AUGUCGAAAUCGCGGGGGAAUAUUAUUAAUCCUGAGGAACUACUAGAAAAAUACGGAGCUGACGCACUAAGGCUUUAUGAAGUAUUUAUAGGACCUUCAGAACAAACGACUAGUUUUGACCCUCGUGGAGUUCGUGCUAUGAAAAAGUGGUUAGAUAGAGUUUACAAAUUUUUUAUUGAUUAUCGUGAAGUUGCUUUAACCGAUAUUUCUAAUAAAGAAAUUGAAAAAGAAUAUUAUGAAAUGGUGAUAAAAACCACUGAAUACUAUCAAAAUGUUAAACUAAAUUUAGUAGUCUCCUCCUUGAUGAGUUUUAUCAAUAAAUGUUAUAAGGUCGAAACUAAGUACAUAUCUAGAGAGUUUUUUCUAGGAUUUUUAAAAGUUUUAAGCCCAAUCGCACCCCAUAUUAAAAACAAUAAUACUUAUCAGUCUAUUCAAAAAUUAGCUGAACGGGAAGGAGUAACAGAAGAAAAAAUAAAAGAAAUAAUAAUAAAUUCCAUUCGCAAAACUUAUUAUAAAAAAGAGAAUGAUAAAGUUGACCUACAUAUUGAAUUCGACAAAACUCUAUUAGUUUAUCGCAAAUACAAGGUAGUUCCGGAAGUUGGGGAUUCAGAAAGAGAAAUAACAAUCGAUAGUAAUCUAUUGAAAAAGGGGAAAAUAAAAGAUAAUUUUUUUUACUUGCCUCUCGAUAUCAGAAGUUUUUCGCUUUCACUUAACUAUGAAAUUAAGAAGCAACUGCAAAAAGACUUGGAAAUAAUCCAGGAAGAAAAACAAUAUAAUUUUUUUAAACCCUUUGAAGGGCAAUUAGUGCGAGGUCAAAACUUGUAUUUCUUGGUUAAAGAAGCAAGAGCAAAAACAGAAAAGAGUGCACCACAAGUUAUUCUAACUCGUUAUGGUAACUUAUUUCUAACUAGACUACUAGAACUAGAAAUACCCGAGAUAAAGGAAGGAAUGAUUGCCAUCCGUCAUAUCUUAAGGUUGCCGGGGUUACAUGAAGGAAAAAUACUAAAAAAAAUUAGCGAGUAUUUAGAAGUAAAUAUUCAUGCAGUAAUAUUGGAAGAAAUUGAAAAAAACGAGGUUCUAGCAAAUAAAGGACGAAUUUUUCAAGAAGUUGGACAAGUUAUAAGUAAAAAUCAAACUCUGUCUUUUGACCUGCUCAAAGAUUAUUGCAAGAGUAUAAACAUAGAAAUAAAAAGAAAUGACGAAAUAAAUUUCGGAGAGAUUACUAGUGAGUAUUUGCAAAAAUUGGAUGAUAAUAGUCAAUUAGUUGAACGUCCUCCUAUUGUUAGUAUUAUGGGUCAUAUCGAUCACGGUAAAACCACCCUUUUGGACACUAUUCGUCAAACUAACUUCCAGGUCAAGGAAGUUGGAGGAAUAACCCAAAAAAUUACUGCUUCACAAAUAGCUUUUCAGGACAAGAAAAUUACUUUUUUAGAUACUCCGGGUCAUAGCGACUUUAUCAAAAUGAGACAACGGGGAAUUUCUCUAACUGAUAUAGUAGUGCUAGUAAUUGAUGCCAGUGAUGGAAUAAUGUUUCAAACAGAAGAGAUUAUUGAUUACCUUCACAAGUAUCAAAUACCAGUCAUUGUCUUUAUUAAUCACAAAAAGCCUGAACAAACCGAUAAUGAAACCAAUCUAAAUAGGAUUAGAACGCAGCUGCAAGAAAAAGAAAAUAUUUUACUGGUGGCUGAUUGUAAGUCUAAUUUACAGCAUCCAACCAACGGGGUAGUAAUUGAUCAUUAUCUUCAUUCAAAAACCGGUUCGGCAGUAACAGAAUUACUAGUCCAAGAGGGCAAGGUCAAUGAAAAAGAUACUAUUUUUCUCAACGGAAAAUUUAGCAAAGUAAAAAUGAUAUAUGAUUUAUAUGGCAAAAAAAUAGAAACGGCUUUUCCUAGCGAUCCAGUCAAAAUCAUUGGCUUAACUUCCUCAACUGAAUUAGGAGAUAGAUUUUUAGUAAUAAAUGACGAUAACAUCGUAAAAACUCUUGAAAAAGAGUUAAUCCCUUACCAAGAAAAAAAAACUAAAAUCGCCCCUCCGCCAGUUACUAAAGAAAAAAAUAAUAUUAAUUUAGUUUUGUUAGCUGACAGCCAAAAUCGACUUGAAGCCCUCACAGAAAUGGUUAAAAAAAAAACUUCUUCUAAGGGAGUCUUGUCCUUUGGCCUACAACUCAAUCAAGAGCAAGCCAAAACUUUUAAAGAAAAUAAUAUUUCUUUUUUUAGUAGCAAUAUCAUCCACGAAAUUACUGCUAAAAUAGAAGAAAUUAUUAGCACCCAACAAGAAGAAAUAGAAGAGAUAGAGGAAAUAGUAGGAACAGCACUAGUAAAAGUAGUCUUUGAAUUUUCCAAGGGUAACAUUGCCGGUUGUCAAGUAAUCAGUGGCAAGAUUAGCCGUAGCAAUAAACGCGUUUAUGUUCUACGAGGAAAAGAAGAAAACAAAGUUUUUGUCGGCGAAAUUAAAAGUUUAGAAAGUAAUAAAGUAGAGAAAAACGAAGUCAGCAGCAAUCAAGAAUGCGGAAUUGUCCUGAAAGGAUUUGACAAAUUCCAAACAGGAGAUAAAAUAGUCGCCUUUCAAUUAGUAAAAAAAAAUGUUAAUCAAACCUAA
Funneliformis geosporum is the source of this 2598-nucleotide messenger RNA. The record is from the annotation of a GenBank genome assembly. Lineage: Eukaryota; Fungi; Glomeromycota; Glomeromycetes; Glomerales; Glomeraceae.